Messenger RNA from Gadus chalcogrammus (walleye pollock), 1583 nucleotides. RefSeq names its product CXADR like membrane protein b (gene clmpb). The record is from RefSeq and is a predicted model, not a curated record. Lineage: Eukaryota; Metazoa; Chordata; Actinopteri; Gadiformes; Gadidae. Bases 375 to 1583 code for a protein of 402 amino acids. The transcript is spliced from 7 exons. Gene Ontology annotation, cellular component: membrane; cell surface; cytoplasmic microtubule.
CAGCAGCAUCAUCCUACUCGCCCGCCUCUCGUGUGUGCAGCGGGAGGAGGAGAGAGGAGGAGACUCGCUCACGGCAGCGUUUGAGACAGACGGGACUUGCGAGACACACAGGUCGUCCCACGCCAGACACAGCAAAGGAACUUCGAUCUGAAGCCAAGUGUGGUGGGGAAAAUGACGAGACGAGCAUAUCCGUUUUUCUUAUUCCUGUAGGGCGUAGUUAUGUGGCGUGUCUAAAAUAUGAUGCCCUUGGACACUUCUCUGUGAAGAUUUACCUUUCGAACGCUCAUGUGCCGUUUCAUGUUGACUCCACUUUGGUCACCCGUUUAAACGUGAAGGAGGUGUGAGUUGCAUUGUUGCCUCUUCAGCUCGGUUGCAUGGGAUUUCCAGUCGUGUCGGCUGCCGUGAUGUCUGCAAUAUCCCCUUCUUUGUUUCUGGUGUUGCUAGGCGUGCUGUCGGCGGGGGCCCUGACAGAGAUGAAGAGGGUGGUGGGCGAUAACGCCACCCUGCCGUGCUACCACAAGUUCUGGCAGUCCAACGGCCUGUCCCUGGACAUCGAGUGGCUGUUGCAGAAGCCCAAGUCCAAGCAGAACGUGAUCAUCACAUUCUUUGCGGGCCACGUGUACACAGACGAAGAGACGAAGAGCGAACCGGGCCGCCUGUUCUUAUCUGGAGACUACCUGGGCGGAGACGCCUCCCUGCUCAUCAGUGACCUGCAGCUGACCGACUCUGGGGAGUACACCUGUAAAGUCAAGACCGGAGGGAAGUACCACUGGGACCAGGUCAACCUCAUUGUGCUGGUCAAGCCGUCGAAGCCCAGAUGCUGGACUGACGGGAAACUCCUGGAGGGCAGCGACGUAAAGAUGAGCUGCAAGUCAAGCGACGGCUCGGACCCCAUCAGCUACAAGUGGGAGCGCGUGCUGGACAAGGGCAAGAGUCUGGGCAAGCUGCCCAACCUGGCACUAAUAGACCUGAAGAACCCUGAGCUCCUGACCCUGAGGAACCUGACCAAGGACAGCGCUGGCGUCUACAAAUGCACGGCCAGCAACGACGUCGGGGAGGAGAACUGCGUCAUCGAGGUCACCAUUAAACCCGAAAGUGACUUGGGCAAGGUAGUCGUUACGGUGGCGGGCAGUUCCCUCGGUGUCCUCGUCGUCAUACUUAUCAUCUGGCUCACGUUCCGGAAGAAGGAGAAGAAGAAAUAUGAGGAGGAGGAAGCUCCCAACGAGAUCAGGGAGGACGCAGAGGCCCCAAAGGCCAAGCUGGUGAAGCCCAACUCCCUGUCCUCCUCCCGCUCCGGCAGCUCCCGCUCGGGGGACUCCUCCACCCAGUCCAUGGUGCACAACAGCCUGCAGCGCGGGCACCGCCCCCGCACGCCCGGCGUGGCCGCCCUCAAGGAGAACGGCCAGCCCCCGCCAGGCUUCCCCCAGCCGCCCCCGGCCUACGACUCCGUGAUGCCGCCCAAGGGCCACGCCGAGGCCGGGGGGCCCGGCACCCCCAAGUUCAACUCCAGGAACUUAUCCGCGCCGACACCCCCCACCCUCAUGGUGCCCGCCCCCCAGACCAAGGCUUUUCAAACUGUGUAG